AUUGCUUUUUGUUUGUUUUACUAAAUUGCUAGGCACUUGGAGGUGUCCCAGGAAGUCAGCCAUUACUCCCCAGUGGAAUGGACCCAACUCGACAACAAGGACAUCCAAACAUGGGUGGGCCAAUGCAGAGAAUGACUCCUCCAAGAGGAAUGGUGCCCUUAGGACCACAGUCUGACCCUUGGUUAUCAUUACAGAACUAUGGAGGUGCAAUGAGACCCCCACUGAAUGCUUUAGGUGGCCCUGGAAUGCCUGGAAUGAACAUGGGUCCAGGUGGUGGUAGACCUUGGCCAAACCCCACAAAUGCCAAUUCAAUACCAUACUCCUCAGCAUCUCCUGGGAAUUAUGUAGGUCCUCCAGGAGGUGGAGGGCCACCAGGAACACCCAUCAUGCCUAGUCCAGCAGAUUCAACCAACUCUGGAGAUAACAUGUAUACUUUAAUGAAUGCAGUACCUCCUGGACCUAACAGACCUAAUUUUCCAAUGGGCCCUGGGUCAGAUGGUCCCAUGGGUGGAUUAGGAGGAAUGGAGUCACAUCACAUGAAUGGCUCUUUAGGCUCAGGAGAUAUGGACAGUAUUUCCAAGAAUUCUCCCAAUAAUAUGAGCCUCAGUAAUCAACCGGGCACUCCAAGGGAUGAUGGUGAAAUGGGGGGAAAUUUCUUAAAUCCUUUUCAGAGUGAGAGUUACUCCCCUAGCAUGACAAUGAGUGUGUGAUCCAUUACCAAGUCUCAUGAAAACCACAGUGAGUCAGCCCUUCACAGAACUACUACGGAAGAAAAUUAUUCAUCACAGUGUACAGUUAAACAAAGGAAUCUCAGUCACACCAAACCAACCUUUUUAUUUCCUGCUCUCUCCCCUACUUUGUGAAGAAAGCGGGUCCAAACGUGAUUCAAGCAACUGUACGGAGCGGCAUUUUAGAAUUGCCCUAAACUGAACUGCAAAUAAUUAUCUGUGUAUGUAUAUGUGUGGGAAAGAGAAUGUAUUGUAUAUGUGUAUACUAUAUGGACAUAUACACAUACAUACACUGACCCACAGGACAUUGUAAAAUAUUAUCACAUGACAUCUUAAGUAGAAAUAAGUAGGGACUUUUAUUCCAUCCUUUUUUUCACGUUUACAUUUUAAUUAUUAAAAGUUGCUCCUGUCCCCUUCCUGAACUAUUUUGUGCUGUGUAUAUCACUGCUUUAUAUAAGUUAUUUUUUAAGGUGAACUCAGAUGUUAUGGUUUUGUAAAUGUCUGCAAUCAUGGAUAGGAAUAAAAUUGCUUAUUUGAGAGCUUUCAUUAAAUUGCGUCUGAUGCAAGUUAUCCUGUGAAUCACAAAGUGUACUCUCUCAAAAACGGAAGAAAGUGUGUCAUCUUUGUGUCAAAUCAAACAAUUUCUCAGUUACCUUCAGUGAAAAGUAAUUUUGUACUUUUUAUUUGAGAAAAACACUUCAAAUCAACAAAAGCUCAUCUGGGGCCUCACACUAUAUUUCUGCAAUAACUGCAACAAGUGGAGUUCUUGAUUUGUUUGUCUUAGAUGAUACAGGAAUCAUUAAUUAGUCCAAAUUACUUAGACCAUAGCAAUAAAGUGACAGGGACUGUCAUAAUUUUAGCAACAUGUUUUAUCUUUAACAAGAUAAAGCCCAGAGUGAUAACAAAACCAUUUGCUUGAAUUUUUUACUUUUCAACAGGAGUAUUAGAAGUAAAUUUUUAAUAACCUGCCAAUGUGAAAUGGUAUCUGAUUUUUAUUCAGACUUUUUGUGAACAUAUCCACAUGGACAGUGCAAGCAGAUACAUUGAAAUGAUUGAGACUUUCAGCACAAGGAAGGGAGAAAAGAGUUAUAGCCACACAUCUGAGGGCCUCUGGAGUGCUGCUUUUCUGUUCAGGUAUCUUGCUUGCCAGCACCACAAUUGUCUGGUAUCAGUCACUUCUGUGCAUACCUAUUCACUGGCAGUAGAGUACCUGUUCUGUAUCUGGGAUGUAGGGAUUUUAUUCAGAAACAAAUUUUCCAUAGUAACUUUGCUUCAUGUGGCCAUUGACUUUAGCAGGUUAAAUCUAAUUGUGUAACUGACUGUUCAGGAAAUACUAAGGAAAUGUUUUUUUAAAAAAAGAAAAUUCACUUUCCUUAUGAAAAGCACCUAGCUCUGUGGCACUUUCUGGAUCUUUUGGGGUUUUGUGUUUAGUUAUAUACAUAUAUACACCAAAAUCAUAACAAAAAAGUAUGAAGACUUUAAUUUUAAACUCUUAAAAGAUAACAUGGUGAUUCUUUGUGUUAAAAUUGUGAUACAGAUAACAAUUGAUAGACAUCAACUCAAACUCUAGAGAAUUUGAAAAGCAUUGUUUAAUCUCAGGUAAGAAGAAUCUUCUCUUUCCUUUAGGUUUAUGACCUCUAAAGUGAAAAUUUGGCAGUAUAUUUGCUAGUUCCUGGUCCCAGAUGACUUAUUUCUCUCAAAUCUAUAAUGAUUUAUUCCUUCUGAAAAUAAAGAUUUUGCCUGUGUACAAAAGGGAUGCUAGGCAGAACUGUUGAGCAGGAAAAAAGAAGAUGAAUUAAACUUACGUUGCAAAUUUAAACUAUAAAGAAACUAGUCACAGUUAAUCACACACAGUGUUCAGGAACCUAGGACUGUACACUUGAAAGCAGCCUCACACACUCAAGCUGCAGAGACCUUUCAUGAUAAAUUCAGACCAAAAGGUCUUUACCUCAGGCCAAGGUAACCUGAAGAUGAUACUUUGUACAGAUACCUGAAUUUACCAAGAAUAGUUUUAACUUUCACUUUGUAUGACAAUUGUACAAAAAUUGACAGUCCUUUGAUUAUUAAGCUUAAUCUUAUAAUGCUAGAAUUUUUAAAUAUUAUGUUGACUCUUUUCUCCAUUGUUACUAAUCUUGAAUUUCUUUUAUUUGCCUUCUGAGAAGGUAUUGUUUCUUAUCAUAAAGAAUCAUGAGCCUGAUUUUAUUUGCCCUUAUUUUGGGGUAAUAUUAGAAUAUGAAUGACAUCAUAGGUCCCAUUAUUUCUAACCUAUUUGGUCAUCAAUUCUUUUUUCAAGAUAUAGCAAUCAAUUUAUCAUAAGUUUUGUUGGGUUUUUUUUUUUUUUUUUUCCUUUCUUGGAACCCAGAUUUUAAAAAGCUAUUUCAGAUUUUAAAAUUUCCUGAAAUAGUUGAAAAAUUAUUUUUGAGGAGAAAAUUAUAUUCAAGAACACCGGAAUAUAAGGAUACUUUAUUAGUAAUUUUCUCAUACACUGAAUGGAGGAUAGUAUAUCUAUAUACUAAUUUUUGUUUAGGUUUUACAUCAUUUAAGCCUUAUCCUUUUUUUUUUGUAAUAAAACCACUUAAUCUUUUUUUCCUCAUGUUUUCCAUCUCCAUCAGUGCAUUUGUGUUGGUCUUGAUAUAUACUGUCUGUUCUAGGAUUAUUUUUACAUAUUUCACCUCACAGUAAUAAUAUCGGUAAUUCUUGCCUACAUUAAACAUAUGAAGUAUACAUGUAAAUGCAAAAAUAAGUAGUAUGUGAAAACAUUAAUUCUUGUUACUCUGUUUUGCAUUCUACCUAAUUCACUACAAUUGAAAAUACAUGUCAAAUUCUUUCUAAGGUAUGUGUGAUUCUUAACCAGCUGUCUUUCUUACAGUAAUGUUGCCCAUGGGAAUAAAGACUUUGGGGUACCGUUGAUCUGGUAACAUGCCACAUGUUUGAUGGGUGACUCUUAACACUCUUUUCAAAAUGUUCUGGUUUGCACUCAGUUGCUUGUGAAUAGGAAUUUUACAGCUAGGAAUCUGAGGUUAAGAUUUCUCUAUUGCCAAAAGGUUAACCAAUCAAUUCUGCUCCCCCAGCCAUGGAAAGUGCCCAACACACCCCUUUUCCCUCCAGGGAUAAAAUAGUGAAAACUUCUUCCAUUUCUGCUUUUUAUGACUCUAAGAUAAUUGAACUCCAUUGCAUUUCAUAGGGCCAUUCAUUUAACACUCUUUUUGUAGUUCUAAAAGACAGCAAAUGAAAAUAAGUUCAGUUUGGGACAUGAGGAAGACCCACAUCUGCCUACACUUUUUCUUCAUUGCAUCAUUCUGGAAAUGUGCAGAAAAGCAUUCAGAAUUGGUCCCUUGGCAGGAGACAUUCUCCACUAUCCUUAAUGUUGUGAAGUCCUGUUUAGUCUUCCACGGCUUUCUUAUGCCCCUCCCACUUCCUGCUCCCUCCAAUAGAAAUAAGAUACAGACUGUACAUUUUUACCUUCUCAGUCCUUGUGAUUUUCAUCUUCAUAUAGUAUAUAGUACUGAUCGUUUUCCCAGGGGAAAUAAUUGCAAUUUUCAUUUCUCGAUUAUCACUGUUAAUUAGAAGCAGUGCCAUUAUUAUAGCUACUUGACUUUGGAAAGCAUUAUAGUUUUUUGACACUGGUUUGCUCUUUUUUGUUUUAUGUUCUAUAAUUCUCUUUCCAUGAAAACACUAAUUGAUACAAGUAGCCCAUGAGUGUGUGGUGUGGACGGGAGAAGGCCAAUAUGGGGGGUGGGAAGUUGCCACAUAUCUCCAGAAAGUAGAUUAAUCUUUUGUUUAUGUUUUCCCCUCUUGGUGGAAUAAGUUUCUUAUUUGCCAGGAGGAGCAGGAGUCUGCAUUUGCUUAAAGCAGUGAUACCCAAUUUUAAGCAUGUCUACGAGUCUCCCUGGGUCUGUGAACCAUACCUAGAGAAAUACUGAAAAACUACAAGAAUGGUGAGCCACUAUUAAAAACACUUCCAUUUUGCAUACUAAACGUGUGUGUGCCUGUGUGCAUGUGUUGGGGAUGGUAUUAUGAAGUUUGCUCAAAAAACACUCCCACUAUGAUUCAUGUUAAAGCACAAUUGACAACUAUUAAACAAAAUUCUUUCCUUUGACUGCUUUUCAUUUCAUUGGUAAAAUAGGUGAUUAAAGUGAUUUGAGAUGGAAAGAUAGUAAUACAACACAUAAGCACGUAGAGUCUCCUUUGCCCAGAUUAAACAUACCCAUGUUAGCUUGUCCACAUUAAACCUUCUUAUGAAAGCAAUGUAUCUAAAGAUAAGUGUGUAAAUUAUCAUUUAAUCCUUGGUCACUUCACUGAUAUUGUCAAGAAUCAUGCAAUAAUUAUAGUUUUUUGAUGCAGAAAUCUGUUAAAAGGGAAUUGAAUUGGCAUUAUUUAUUUCACCAAAAGCAUUAACUUUACCCAUGCACUAUAAUUCAGAUUGAAAUGGAUGACCUACAGAUGAAAAACACACCUGAGACCUCUUUAAUUACUUUUCUAAACUAUAUUCUAAAGAGAAAUCCUUACCUGAAUAAGUCUCCCAAGGAGAAUUUCCUCCAUUAAGUUCUCCCUGUUAACUUAGUAUAAUUAGUUUUCCUGAAUAGAAUAAGAAUUUCUGUAAGAAGUUUAAAUGUGAAUAUUUUUACUGUCUACUUCUUCAAAAAUGAAAUACAGUACUAUAAAUAGAAAUUUUAAAGUUGGACUAGGUGUUUUCAUGGAUACGAGUACAGUUUGUCUCUUCCUUCUUUUCAGAUUUACUGGCUAUUAUCAGGAUCAAUUUUAGACUUGGUUUGAUCAUUCCAGUCAUUGUAAUGUUAUGAUCUGUUCCUAAAAUAUUUACUUAGAAUUUUAUUUUUAAAGUGAGAUGUGCCAUUAACAUGACAGAUGCAAACAUUAAUAUCUCUAGAAAAAAUGAUAUAAAGGAUUUGUUCCCAGUUAACAUUAAAACUUUAUCUCACUUUCUUUUUUGCACCAAAUGGCCUCAGUACAUUGCCAAGAGAGUAAAAUUUGGAUUCCUCAUAUUAUUCUCAAAACACAGUACAAUAUGUUGUCAGCUAAAUUUCUAUCAUGUCCUGGUAAAAUUGCUCAGUUAAAUGUAAUUAACCAUCUAUUUAUUAGAAAACAACAAUCCAAAUAAUCUAUCCAGUUUACAAAAUUUGACACCAAAUCUACUUUAAACUUAGAAAUACCUUAGAAAUUUUUUAAUAUAAACUGAUCAAAAUGUGUGUAUGGCUUUCUAUCAGAUCAUAUUUCAAAAUGUUAUACUUUCUUGCAUUAAGACAAUUAAAAACAACACAAACUACAUGUUAGAUGAAUAAUUUAAAGGACAUGCUGUUUCAAACGUGGAAAAUGGAAAAAUCUUUAUAAAUAGAAUACUCAUGAUAGCCAUCAGCUUACUGAAUUGCUUAAUUUAUAUAAUUGUGAUUUUAAGAAUUUAAAAUGUUUUCUUACUACGUAUGUUAAAUUGUUACCUAUAAUGUCUUCCUGGAAAAAUAGAAUUAUUUGUAAGGUUUUUAUAAAUGCACAAUUUAUGUAUAAUUAUAAUUGGAAUCUGGGGUGACUUAGUAAUCCACUAUUCUUAAUUCAAUGAUGGCCACCAGCUACCUGACACAUUUUGUAAAUUUAACAUCUGUGUGUUUGUGCAUGUGUGUGUGCAUGUGUGCACACGUGCACAUGUGCACAUUAUUGCAUUUAUUCUCAAAUGGAUUUAUCACUUAAUGUUUUUGUACAAGUACUUAAGCUAUUCAUGUAAUGGGAAAAGUUGCCAUAAGAUGUACAUAAAUGCCCCUUAAUUUGGUAUGUUUUCACAGUUGAAAAUACAGUUUUCAUUAACAGUU
Molecule: messenger RNA, 6547 nt
Organism: Galeopterus variegatus (Sunda flying lemur)
Lineage: Eukaryota; Metazoa; Chordata; Mammalia; Dermoptera; Cynocephalidae
Gene: SSBP2
Product: single-stranded DNA binding protein 2
Exons: 11
Coding region: 78-710 (210 amino acids)
Biological process (GO): positive regulation of transcription by RNA polymerase II
Cellular component (GO): nucleus
Source: RefSeq, a predicted model, not a curated record